GGGUGCUGGACAACAAUGCAUCCCUUUUUUCUUCAAGCGGAGAACUACAAUUCCCAAGAGCCUUCUCGGCGCGGCGACACCGCCUUCCGCUGUGGCCCUGCCCCGUCCCCUCCCUCAGGCCCCGCCCUACGGCUAGACCCCUCCCCUCCCUGCGAGUGUGUGUCAGUGACCCAGAGGCUGUGUGAGGCGGAGGGACCGUCGGGGGGCGCCGCCGCCGCCUCCACCAGCAGCAGCAGCAGCAGCAGCGCCAGCCCCGCGGCGCGGUCGAAUUGGUCCCCAGCCCUCCGGGAGCGCACCACAAAGCAGCCCCAACGCCUCUCCCUGCGUCCGCAGCUCCUCAGCGCUCGGCUCCGUGGUCAACUUCCCCUCGCUGGGCUCGGCUGGCUGGCGCGGAGGGCAGCGGUGGAACGGCGGGCGGUCUACUCGCGCUCCCCGCGCACAACAGUUCACCCUUUCGCCUCGGGUCUCGGGGGCCUCUCUGGGAUCCCGGCCACCAGCAAUUGUCCGGCAAUAAGCAACAAGGACCAGCAUAGCAUAUCAUAUACUUUAUCUCGGGCCCAGACUGUGGUGGUUGAAUAUACUCAUGACAGCAACACCGAUAUGUUUCAGAUUGGCCGGUCGACUGAAAGCCCCAUUGAUUUUGUAGUAACUGACACAGUUCCUGGAAGUCAAAGUAAUUCUGAUACACAGUCAGUACAAAGUACUAUAUCAAGAUUUGCCUGCAGAAUCAUAUGUGAACGGAAUCCUCCCUUUACAGCACGGAUUUAUGCCGCAGGAUUUGACUCAUCAAAAAACAUCUUUCUUGGGGAGAAGGCUGCCAAAUGGAAGACAUCAGAUGGGCAGAUGGAUGGCUUGACCACUAAUGGUGUUCUUGUGAUGCAUCCACGCAAUGGGUUCACAGAAGACUCCAAGCCUGGAAUAUGGAGAGAAAUAUCGGUGUGUGGAAAUGUAUUUAGCCUACGUGAAACCAGAUCAGCUCAGCAGAGAGGAAAAAUGGUGGAAAUUGAAACCAAUCAGUUACAAGAUGGCUCGUUAAUUGACCUCUGUGGUGCAACAUUGCUAUGGCGUACUGCAGAAGGCCUUUCCCACACUCCUACCGUGAAGCAUUUAGAAGCUUUAAGACAGGAAAUCAAUGCAGCACGACCUCAGUGCCCUGUAGGGUUCAACACACUAGCAUUUCCUAGUAUGAAGAGGAAAGAUGUUGUAGAUGAAAAACAACCAUGGGUAUAUCUAAACUGCGGCCAUGUACACGGCUACCAUAACUGGGGAAACAAAGAAGAACGUGAUGGAAAAGAUCGUGAAUGUCCUAUGUGUAGGUCUGUCGGUCCCUAUGUUCCUCUGUGGCUUGGAUGUGAAGCUGGAUUUUAUGUGGACGCCGGCCCUCCAACCCAUGCGUUUAGCCCGUGUGGGCAUGUAUGUUCAGAAAAGACAACUGCCUAUUGGUCCCAGAUCCCGCUUCCUCAUGGUACUCAUACUUUUCAUGCAGCCUGUCCCUUUUGUGCACAUCAGUUGGCUGGUGAACAAGGCUACAUCAGACUUAUUUUUCAAGGACCUCUAGACUAACAGACCAUUGUCCUGCAGGACUACAUUAUAAAUUUAUAAGCUAAGUGAGUUGGGUUUUCGAACCUGUUGUCCACGUCACAGUUUUUCUGCUCUGGUCAUUUGCAUUAAGAUGAAGAAUUUUUUAAAACAUUUAUAAUAAAUAGUAGCAAUUUCUGAGCAAAAAUCUGGGAAACUCAAGCAAAGGAAUUUCUGAAAGUAUCAGUCUUCUGAAUUCUGAGUUUUGAAAAUAUAUUUUGAGGAGAAAAAGACAUAGUCUAAUUUGAUGCCUUCCUUUUAGUGUUUUUGAAUCACCCAUCCUCAGUGCUGAAAUUGUUUUGUAUAACUGAGGGUACUGUUGGUUCAAACUAUGUUAGUUUACAGUUUGUUGCAAACAUUGUAAAAUAUAGCGACGUGUAUAUUAACUUUUUUCUAUUUAUCUUUAUUAUAGAAAAUACCUUAGAAUGUUCUUGAUAGAGUAGCAUGGUAACGAUGGUGUCACACCCUUGGUGUGAAUGGUAGCUUAGUGAGCAACCUAGCUCAAGAAUUUGCAAAGUUAGGAAGAAGGACAAGAGAGCCUCUCUCCCACCCCAAUCUAAAUAUGGAAUUUGGUAAAUUAGACUACUUUGUAAUUUGUAAGACCAAAUUCAUAUUAAUUACCAUUGUGUGAAAGGUGUUUGUUUUUAACCACAUUGAAGAUAAUCAGGAAAGAUUUUUUCUUAAUGUUUCUCUCGAGCAUAGUACUAUAACAAAAACUUAAUGCUAAGAAACAUUUUAUAUGCUCCUUUGAAUAUGCAAUUUAAUCUAGAUUAUCUAUUUUUCUCCCAUGAUAACUAAUCUGUUUUUAGUAUCAGCAGCAUUUGGCAAGUUUAUUUUUUGGAUAUAAACUGUGGUUCAUCUGUUCACUGUUUCUAGACAAAAAUCAUUCCCAUAAGAAAAAGUAUAAAUUAGCAAGAAAGGAGAGUGACUUGAUUUGCUUUUGGAAAAAGAAAUGCUUAAUUAAUUAUUCUGUAUUUGGCCUUAUUCAGGCAUUAGGAAAUCUAGAGAUCUAAAGGGUUGAAUGACAAUAGUGCCCCCGUUUUUAUCAGACCAGCCUUAACUCUGGGUUUGCAUCCUAAGGAGAUUGCCACAGUGAGACUUGCAAAUGUUUGGUUGGCAGAUGAGCACCAAUGACUACAGCGUGGAGUGACGCACUGCAUGGUCUGUUUAUUCUCUAAUUCCAAUAUGUCUUUUGCUUCCAGAAGCAAGAACAAGUUUCUUCUCUCCCCUCCUUCCCCCCCUUUUUUCAAAGGCACCACAAGUAUAGACAGUUGCACUACAUCAAAUCUUUGACACUUGUAGAGACCAGUACACUUCUAGAUUAGACAGUAUCUUCUUUUAAUAUUUUGAUUUGUUUUCCUUUAGUUUGAAAAGUUGUAUAAUACUUAAUUGACUGUAGCAAAGUUUUAUGUGUGGUAGCAGAGCUUUAAUUUAUCCUAUUACAAAACUGUUCCGAAUUUUCUUUUUGUUUUUAAAAAACAAAACUUGUUGCUUAGAAGCCAUGAACUAUUUUAUUUUACUUCAACUGUCAAAACUUCAUUGUUUUAAAAAAUGAUCAUUUGGGUUCACUCAGGAAAUGCAUGUCAGGAAACUUGCAUUAUAAGUUUAUUAGUUGUGAUGUAUCAGUAACUGCUGUUACCCCUUUUUUCAAAGAAAUAUAAUUGAUUUUGAAGUUUUCUAGAUUGUCACAUGCUUUGUGACUAAUGCAAGAAAGCAAGUCCUGUGUUGUAUUUGUUCUAGUCAUUUCUAUUCAGGCUAUAUAUUGUAGCUUAAUUUUUAUUUGCAAUUAAUUUAUUUAAACUAAGUAAAUACUUUUCAAAAUAGA
Messenger RNA from Symphalangus syndactylus (siamang), 3403 nucleotides. It is a transcript of the gene PELI1, whose product is annotated as pellino E3 ubiquitin protein ligase 1. Lineage: Eukaryota; Metazoa; Chordata; Mammalia; Primates; Hylobatidae. Gene Ontology annotation, biological process: regulation of Toll signaling pathway; protein K48-linked ubiquitination. Gene Ontology annotation, molecular function: protein binding; ubiquitin protein ligase activity. The record is from RefSeq and is a predicted model, not a curated record.